Prunus armeniaca (apricot) is the source of this 471-nucleotide messenger RNA. Lineage: Eukaryota; Viridiplantae; Streptophyta; Magnoliopsida; Rosales; Rosaceae. The record is from the annotation of a GenBank genome assembly.
AUGGCUGGGUCAAAUGGUUACUACAACUACAGGCAUCAGGUGUCAUCAUCAACAAGCCAAAGGGCCAUGACUGGAGGUAGUGGCAAGGUUCUGAAAAGUGGUCCAAAUGACCAUGUUUUCAUCUAUUAUGCAGAUGAUGGUUCUGCAGGAUUACUUGGGAUGCCUAGUGAGGAUGAUUCUGUUUCUGCUAAAGAUCUUAUACAUGUGCUAAAGAAGAAGCAUCUUUGUAAAGGUUUCAAAAGCAUGGUAAGAUCAAUAUCCAUUUCAAUAGCAAUUGAUAAGUAUCUAGCCUCUAGUUUACUAUCAAUCUUUGCUGAGUUUCAGUACUUUCUAAGGCUUUUAUGCAUCGAAGCUUGCGAGUCUGGGAGCAUAUUUGAGGGCCUCCAUCCAAAUAAAAUAAAUAUUUAUGCUACUACCGCACCAAAUGCAGAAGAGAGUAGUUGUGGGAACCAAAUUCUAGCAAAACCCUAG